AUGGCGGCCACGAUUGAGAUUGCAGGGGAGACUUUGUCCGAUACUCGUGUCAUGGACAUGUGUGACGCCCUGUUGGGGUCACAACUGCGUAUGCUUUCUCUUAGAAAUUGUGUUAUCAACGACAACGCAUUCAAAAAGAUAAUGGCGUGUGUGGCGAAUAGUAAAAGUAUUCUACAGCUAGCCCUCAGUGUCGGCAUAGUAAAAGACAUAUCCAGAGUUAAAAUACUGGCAUUGGCGCUGCAGAAGAACAGAUCACUCGUGUCACUCUUGGUGAAUGGGAAUACAUUUGGAGAUGAAGGAAUGGCAAUCCUCGGAGAAUCUCUUGCUCAGCACCCAAACAUUGUGUCUCUUGAUGUCGGAGACUGCAACCUAGGUGAUGAAUCCCUGGAGGUCAUCAGUGACCUUUUGCCUCCAAAUGGUGCCAAACCAGGAUUGGCUGACCUCACCCUGAGUGCCAACACCAGUAUAAGUCCUGAGGCUUGGGCCAAGUUUGCUGUUGCCCUGGCAGUUAGCAGUCAUUUGCGUGAAUUGUAUGUGGACUACAACAGACUGGGUGAUUAUGCAGCUAGCUGUCUCCUUGUGGGGCUCACAUCUAAAAGGCAGAUAGAAAUACUGGACCUAGAGGGCACUGGGGUCACUGACCAUACUGCAAAGCUUGUGUCCUAUUUAGUGGAGAGCUUUCCAGUCAAGUUGCGAAGGGUUAUCCUGGCUGAAAACAAAAUAAAUGAAGUGAUAGUGGGGGAGAUAAAGCACAGCCUAGCAGAUGAUAGUAACAGCGAGGUCCAGAGCCUGGCUAGCACUGACCUGGUCAUUCCUGGUCAGUCAGGCAGCCUGAACCCUCUCCCUAGACCUGUGGAGGUGAAAAUUCACCAUGUUGAGCCAGUAGGUACCAACAAAAGCCUUAAAAAAGGGAAAAAGAACAGUAGGAAAAACACUACCAUCAGCACCCUUGGGGAGACCAACAGUAGUGACAGAAACAGUGUUAUCAAAGACGAUACAGUGGCCACUGAUGAGGAUUACAAAGUGUUGGCUCAAGCUCUGGAGGCAGGGCUAAGUACUGGGGGUACCAGUGACAUGGGUCUGACUGGUCAGACCGGUGAGGGGGAGGAAGGAUCAUCUGAGGAGGAAGGUGAGCUCCUUACAGAGGUACCAUUAACAGGGACAAUUCAUAGGAAGGUGUUGAAUGUUACCAACAUGUCACCUCACACCACAGACUGGAAAAGUCUGGGUGAACUCAUGGACGAUAAUGCUGAUGAAGGAGAGUUAAUCAAAUAG
Molecule: messenger RNA, 1275 nt
Organism: Ylistrum balloti
Lineage: Eukaryota; Metazoa; Mollusca; Bivalvia; Pectinida; Pectinidae
Product: leucine-rich repeat-containing protein 73-like
Exons: 4
Coding region: 1-1275 (424 amino acids)
Molecular function (GO): protein binding
Source: RefSeq, a predicted model, not a curated record